CGUGGGCCUCUCACUGUUGUGGCCUCUCCCUUUGCAGAGCGCAGGCUCCGGACGCGCAGGCUCAGCGGCCACGGCUCACGGGCCCAGCCGCUCCGCCACAUGUGGGAUCUUCCCGGACCGGGGCACGAACCCGUGUCUCCUGCAUCGGCAGGCGGACUCUCAACCACUGCGCCACCACGGAAGCCCUGCUGAGAUUGUUAACCCAGCUCAGAUGCUGCCUCCUCUAGGCCUGGAGACUCCUCCAGGCCUCCAGGCAGUCUUCCUAAUAGCUGAUCACUCCUCCUCUGUGCAUUGUACCUGCUUAUACCUUGGCACCUGCCACCCUGAUUAAUAAGAGCUGCUCACACCGCAUCUCCUGCUAGAUCUGCAGUGUCUUUGGGGUAAGGGAGUCCCCACCCACAGUGAUUGCCUUAGGGCCUGGCACACAGUAGGUGCUCAGUUAGCGCUCCGUGAGGUGAGUAAAUGCUGAUUGACCAUGGAGCUGACAGAGCAUAAGCCCAAGACCCCUCAGUCGCAUGGCCCAUUACAUGCCUACAAGACCAUAUGAUUCUGUAAAAUUUGCAAAAGUAAGAUAUUUUUAUAUUCUUUUUCUUAAAGAGGUCCUUCUCCCAAAUUGCAUGAGCUGCAGGCCCCAUACAACAUGGACCCCAUCCAGGGAAGCAGGUUUCAAACCUGGGGUUGGAGGGGUGGGCUCAUGACAGUCAGAGGGGGAACUGAUGCUUCUUUGGGGGCCAGGAGGACAAGGAGCCACCCUGAUUUAGGCAGCGGCUGAUGGCCUGGGGGCUGGAGGGUUGCAGCUCCCUGGGCACACCUGUUGCUUUAUUCCGCCGCCUGGCCCCCAAGACGGUGUGAACUGCUCCACGGCCCCUCAUGUUUUCCUCUUCUCUUUUUCUCCUCACCUCUGUUUUCCUCUUUCCUUCAUUUCUUUGUCUUCCUCCCUCAAUCCAGCCCAGAAUUUCUACCGAGGGGGUUGUGGUCCAUAAUGGGGGAGAAAUUUCAGGAACUAUCCUCUUCCUUCUCUUUCUCUUCCUUUCUGCAAUCACCCUCUUCUUUGACGUCCCCCGCCUCCCACCCCAUCAGUACACACUCUUCUCAGGCCCCACCACAAAGCCUCGAAUUGGGUUCGUCCUCUGUGGCUGAAUGAGGCCAGCCCCAGCAUCCCCCGUGGGACCCACUGGUUUGACAUCUUUGAAGCUCCAUCUGGCACAUGAUGGAAUGAGCCUGGCAGUCCCAGAGUGGCCACGUGGCUUUGGCUUAGUUAUUUACCUCCUCUGAGCCUCAACUGCUUCAUCUGUAAGAUGGGAAUAAGAAAGCCUACCCUAUGGGAUCUUCGUGAGGAUCAAGGGAGACAAGUUGUUUGCAGGUGCUUGACACCUGUCAAGGGAUGUUCAGGCACGAGCUCCCGUUCUGUCCGGACAGGUUGGACCUUCCUGAAAUCCACUGGCCCUGAGGGCUUCCCUGGUGGAGGCUGAACUGCUGGAUUCCAGAAGCUGGACCCAGGUUUUGAUCCCCGGCAGCCUCAGCUCACUUCCUAGCCUCUUCCAUGAGAACUGCCCCAGCUUCCAGUGGGUUGAUGUUAAUCAUAUUUGCUGUGAAUAGUCACUGACCUAUAAUUGCAGCCUAUUAACUGUGUUUUCCUCUUUCAUUUGCACGCAGGAAUUGUGUCCUACUUCUAGAAAGCAAAUUACAGGUUGGAAACCAGAAUAUUUCAAAGGGGAGGUGAAAAGGUUGGAGCGCAGUGACUGCUCCAUAAUGAAGUGUCCAGUGAUCGCGUCCAGGCUGGGCCAAGAGAGUGUCCGCUGCCGGCCCACGUUCAUUCAGGUCUCCCUGCCCCUACCCCUGGGAAGCACCAGUGGACAGCGACCCCUUCUCCUUGGCCAGACUGUUUAUGAGUACCUCCUGUUUGUCCAGCCCCCGUGGCUGCUGUCCAUCGGAGGGGAGCCGGUGGCUUCUCUGGGGGACGCCAGCCUGACGGGAUUAAACAGCACGACGAUCAGCGUGGACGUCACCACCACGCUCACCAUCCAGAGCCCAAGGCAAGACCCCGUCCAGAGGCAGGAGGUCAGGGGUGGGCAGCAGCCCUACCAGGCGGGGAGCCUCAAGGCGUGGCCCCCUCGGGGAGGCCCCGGAGAGCAGUCUGCCGGCGCUCCAGUGCCGAUUCAAAUGUCCACCUGGAGACCGGACAGAUUUAGGCAGGCGGAGCGUCCUGUCACCACCCUUUCGUCCGUGUGCCUGCAGAGUGUGUAUUUUUCUGUGUCACGUGUCCUUCCCCAUUCCAGUGUCAUCCCAGCCAGAGAUGGAGGUCUUGUUCACAUCCCAAAGCAGAGACUGGAUCUGGUCAAAAGAGAUUCCUACUUGGAGGAAAGCCUGAGCCUAAAAUUCCGAGUCCACCAGUUCCUUACCUUCACAGUGACCGAAAACAGGGACUUCGCGGUGGUCGGUGUCCUGGCGGCUGGGGUGCUCCAGGUCAGGCAAUGCCAGGAGGCCCAAGGAGCUCCGGGGAUGCAGGCUUUCUAUAGGGUGGUCCUGAGCCUGGGAUUUGCUGAGGUGGCCGCCCCCAUCCUCUGGACGGUGGAGAGCUCCUUUCAGGGUGUGGGCGAGAGUCACGCAGGAGCCCCUCCAGGAGGAAUACCAUCUGCUGCCUUUUCCCAGUUCCAAACUGCAGGACCAGCUGCCUUUUGGGAGGAUUCUGCUCCCUUAGGAGAAGGACUGACCUCUGCCCCCUUGUCUGCCUCAACUGCCACGCCGAGGACCACUCCCCAGCAGGAGCCCCUCCAGGAGGAAUACCAUCUGCUGCCUUUUCCCAGUUCCAAACUGGGAACUUUGGAGGCCUCUGGGAAGGGUUUUCUCAGAUCUCAGGCCAUCUGUUACCCUAACUGGCAGUCUAGGCCUGAGCAGAGCCCCACCCAGCUGCCAGGAAGUCCCCUCCUACUGGAAGUGUCACAGGGGGAUGUGGCUGCCUACUAGCCCAUGCGGGGGCCCUGGCAGGCCAGCAAGGAGGUCCAGCCAUUGACAAAGCCCUUGAUGACCAGCCUGGCUGAAGAGGCGUCGUGUUCGUGCUGCUCCCCUGGAGAGCCCCAGGAAACCUCCUCCAGAACGGAAGCUGGGGGGCCACCCAGGGAGGCCAGAGGGCACCUGGACCUCUCAUUGCCAGAACCAAGUCAGGACCUGGAGGGGACUCACCCUCCUUCUGGGGAUGGAUGCCACAGCACUGCCCCAAUGGUGAAUACUUCCAAGGUGUGGUGGCAGCAGCCAGGCCCCAGUGCCCGUCUGAGGGCCUCAGGACCGGAGCGCAAGGGGGAGGCACAGGGAGGGCCCAGCAGCCCCCUGCCAAUUCUUACUGCUGAGCAGCUGCCAGCAGAGUGCAGCCACCUGACAGCUCUUCCCGAGAGCCAUCGGGCCUCUGCCUCCGAGAAGCCCACUGCCUCAUCUGUGGGAAACCUGGCCGAGCCUAGAGACCCUUUCACUGCUGGCCGGGGCAGCCCCCGGCACGAGCCAGCAGAGCCCACGUUGGCAACCAGCCCUGAAAGGCACAGGCCUCCUGAGCUUCAGAACAUCGUGGAGGGGCUUCUGAGAGACCCCCUUGCUGGGGGGAGUCCUGGAAGCACCGCAGGGGAUGCCAGCAGCUGGUACCCCGCUGGCUUGGACAGCUCCGGUGACCCCUGUUGA
Molecule: messenger RNA, 3669 nt
Organism: Physeter macrocephalus (sperm whale)
Lineage: Eukaryota; Metazoa; Chordata; Mammalia; Artiodactyla; Physeteridae
Gene: CIROZ
Product: chromosome 3 C1orf127 homolog
Source: RefSeq, a predicted model, not a curated record